AGCUUAUCUUGUAAAAAUGUUUAGCGCGCAUCGUUUUCCGGAUGACUGUAAGUUGUAAUUUAGCAACGAAAACCGGCGAGGAGUACCGAUUUCAAUCUGGGGCGAAGCGAUUUCCGGGUUUUCUCUGAAAGUGGUAUUAUAAAACAGUCAUAAUGAAUGUUGAACAUGAAGUGAGUCUGUUGGUAGAGGAGAUCAAAAGAAUGGGCAAACAAGAUGCUGAUGGUAAAUAUGUGGUGACGUUUGGUGAAUUAUUUGAAGAUGAAAGAUGUGCCAACAUAUUCGAGGCCUUGGUAGGAACACUACGGGCAGCCAAGAGGAAGAAGAUCAUCACAUUUGAAGGGGAGUUGUUACUACAAGGCGUUCACAAUCACGUUGAAAUCAAACUUCUAUAGUUUUGUAGUUAGUCUAGAAUUUUAUCUUAACAUUUAAACAUAGUUAUUAUAUACUCAUGUCAAUUUCUUUUUAUUUUAUUUUUUUUGGAAAUUUAGCAUGCAAUAUAUGAAAUAUGCAAUAAUGUAGUGUCCCGAUUAUGUACACUUGUAUGUUGAUUAUGCAUACUUGUAUGUUGCUAGAUGUUUUACAGAUUUAAAUGUUUAUGUUCAAUUCAUUGAACAUAGUGCCGAGUGAUUGGAUAGUUUUUUUAAUUUGACUGUUAGAAGGUUGACUUGUUUAAGUUUAAGGUAUUGUGAAUUGUAUUGUUUUGUAAUGAUUUACAAGAUGUUUUAUGAAUUUCAUUGAUCAAUCUGUUUGUGUCACUCAAGGACAGUGCAAUUAUUUAUCUUUAAAUGAUAUUUCAUUGACAUUGUAAUUUUUGCAGGAACAUACAUGACAUGUUUUUUUUAUAUAUUAUAUAUAUAAUGAUUUUGUAUUAUGAUUUCUGUGACAAUAAAUGUACAUCCAAGUUGGCAUAAACCAACUCUUUAAUUUUUAUGAAUUUUUAGCUCACCUGUCACAAAGUGACAGGGUGAGCUUUUGUGAUCGCUUUUCGUCCGGCUUCCGUCCGUCCGUCGUCCGUAAACUUUUACUUUAAAUGACAUCUCCUCAUAAACCACUAGGCCAAUUUCAUCCAAACUUCACAGGAAUGUUCCUUUGGUGGUCACCUUUCAAAAUUGUUCAAAGAAUUUAAUUCCAUGCAGAACUCUGGUUGCCAUGGCAACCGAAAGAAAAAACUUUAAAUAUCUUCUUUUGAAAAACCCUAAGAGCUAGAGCUUAGAUAUUUGGCAUGAAACAUCUUCUAGUGAGUGUCUACCAAGUUUGUUCAAAUAAAAGCCCUGGGGUCAAAAUUGGACCCGCCCCAGGGGGUCAUUGAUUUUCCCUAUAUGCAUAUAGUAAAAACUUAAAAAUCUUCUUUUAAAGAACCCAAAGAGCUAGAGCUAAGAUAUUUAGCAUGAAACAUGUUCUAAUGAGUGCCUACCAAGUUUGUUCAAAUAAAAGCCCUGGGGUCAAAAUUGGCCCUGCCCCAGGGGGUCAUUGAUUUUCCCUAUAUGCAUAUAGUAAAAACUUAAAAAAUCUUCUUUUAAAGAACUCAAAGAGCUAGAGCUAAGAUAUUUAGCAUCAAACAUGUUCUAAUAGGUGUCUACCAAAUUUGUUCAAAUAAAAGCCCUGGGGUCUAAAUUGGCCCUGCCCCGGGGGUCAUUGAUUUUCCUUAUAUGUGUAUAGCAAAAACUUAAAAAAUCUUCUUUGAAAAAACCAAAAUAGCUAGAGUUUAGAUAUUAAGCAUGAAACAUGUUCUAGUGAGUGUCUACAAAGUUUGUUCAAAUAAAAGCCCUGGGGUCUAAAUUGGCGCCGCCCCGGGGGUCAUUGAUUUUCCUUAUAUGUGUAUAGCAAAAACUUAAAAUCUCCUUUGAAAAAACCCAAAUAACUUAGGUUAGAUAUUAAACAUGAAAUAUCUUCUAGUAAGUGUCUACAAAGUUUGUUCAAAUAAAAGCCCUGGGGUCAAAACUGGCCCCGCCCCAGGGGUGUCAUUGUUUUUAACUAUAUGUGUAUAGUAAAAACUUAAAAAUCUUCUUUUAAAAAGCCCAAAGAGCUAGAGCUUAGAUGUUUAGCAUGAAACAUCUUCUUAUGGGUGUCUACCAAGUUUGUUCAAAUAAAAGCCCUGGGGUCAAAAUUGGCCCUGCCCCAGGGGGUCAUUGAUUUUCCCUAUAUGCAUAUAGUAAAAACUUAAAAAAUCUUCUUUUAAAGAACUCAAAGAGCUAGAGCUAAGAUAUUUAGCAUCAAACAUGUUCUAAUAGGUGUCUACCAAGUUUGUUCAAAUAAAAGCCGUGGGGUCAAAAUUGGCCCCGCCCCGGGGUCAUUGAUUUUCCUUAUAUGUGUAUAGCAAAAACUUAAAAAAUCUUCUUUGAAAAAACCCAAAUAGCUAGAGUUUAGAUAUUAAGCAUGAAACAUCUUCUAGUAAGUGUCUACAAAGUUUGUUCAAAUAAAAGCCCUGGGGUCAAAACUGGCCCCGCCCCAGGGGUGUCAUUGUUUUUAACUAUAUGUGUAUAGUAAAAACUUAAAAAAAUCUUCUUUUAAAAAGCCCAAUGAGCUAGAGCUUAGAUGAAACAUCUUCUUAUGGGUGUGUGUGUGGGGGGGGGGGGGGGGCUAUAUACAGGUGAGCGACCUCAGGGCCAUCAUGGCCCUCUUGUUUUAGUAAAGGCAUUUAAAUUCUAACAAAUAAAUGAUAAUAUUAACAUAGACAUAAAAACCUGUUUUGGUGCAAGUAUUGAAGAUUAAAUUAACAUACCUAAGCCUGGUAUAAAAUAGUUAAUAUCACAUAUCUAGUUAUGUAUAUCAUCCGCGCAAACUGAUCAGAAUCCAUGCUGUUCGCUUACCAACUCUACAAGUAGAGAAACUGAUAGCGAACAGCAUGGAUCCUGAUGCGCAGGCUGGUCUGGAUCCAUGCUGGUCGCAAACACAUUAUGUUGGUUUUGUCAUGACGCGGCUCAUAUCAUUUUAGUCUUUAAAAAUAAAUGAAAUAAUUGUAUACAUGUUGGUGAGAACUUUCUGUAAUAUUUUCUGGAAACUUAGCAGGGAAUUUAUAACAAGUGCCUUGGCCUGUAUUUAUUAUGGUUUAAAGUCAGAACUUUUGAUUAACAUCUUGAUUGUUAUGAUUAUCUACAUCUCUUCUUAUUUUCUCCUACAUAUGUGCUGAGAUUAAUUUAAGUAUUUACAUGAAAUGUAUGAUUUUUGGAGAUAUUAGAUUCUGGCUUUAAGGCUUGAUAACUACAAGGCCUGAUCAUAAUACAGUCAACAUAAUCUUGUACAUCCAUCUUUUUAUUAUUUUCAACACUAGUUAUCAGUGUCAUUUAUUUUACUCUAAUGUAUUGUUCAUUAUUGUCUGUGAUAAAUGUGCUACGACCAAUCUCAUUAAAGUCAGACCUUACUGAAGCUCAACUACCUUAUGUUAGGUAAUGGAGUAAGUAUUUCGAGCUGAUUUUAAUAAGAUUGGUGCCAUUUUCUUUUCUUUUUUUUUAUUUAUACACAUAUAUAUGGUUGGAGCUGAGCUCUUUGUUUUCAUUAGAACGCUGGAAUAUUGACAAUGUUCAUGGCACAUGUUAACUUUUUUCACACAUCAAUCAACUUUUGAACAUAUCUUAUACAUUCUACAUGUACUGACUAAUUUCUAAUGCCAACACCGACAGUGUAGAUUGGCUAAACUACUUAGGUUAGUAUUUUGAUAUUGAAAUUCAAUAAAAAUAAUAAAGGACAAAUUCCAAAUUCAAAGGAUGAAAAAAAAUUAAGAGGAACAUUUGUGUAAGAGAAAAAAAAGUGUUAUUUUGUGUUUCAUUUAGAAAAUUUCUUUAUUCAGGUGUUAUUUACAAAUUUGUUUAGUGUAAAUGGUUUUGUUAAGUUAAAAUAAUUGAUUUAUAUUUUUAAAUGCAAAAAAAAGGGGAACAAAAAAUUUUAUUUUUGAGAAUUUUUUUAUUCAUUUUCAAUAUUUUCUUCCCGAGCAGCCUGCAAGUGCUGACAUAUUCUUCCCCAGUGUGUACUUAAAGCCUGAAGUAAUCCUAUUGUUUUGAAGAUGGUUGUAACUUGUUUAUUCAAGUGUUAAACCAAACUUAAAAACAGCACACCUUCAUUUAUUUUUAAUGAAAACUUAGUUGUCAAUUAAUUACAAAUUGCAGAUUUUUUUUUAAGUUUUGUUUCACUUUUCUGAAGGCAUGCCUCCUUAAAGAUUAAUAUGAAAUACUUUUUGAAUGUCUUGCAUUGUCAUCAAAAUUUUAUUAAUAAUGAAUAAUUGAAUACUUUAUAUUAAAAACUGGUUCAGGAUUAGAAAAAAGUUAAGACCUCUCACUAGUGUAUGAUGAAACAUUACUAACCAGUAUUUUUGCAUGUAUUUACCAGUAUCUAUAUAUAUCCUAACAUUUAGAAUGAUUUUUGCCUACCCUUAACCUGUUGAAUUUCUUAAAUGGACUUGCCUAGCUUUCAUUUGGAUAUGCCCAUUACCAGUUUUGGGGUUUUGAAAAUUUUCUUAGCCAACAGUAUGCUGGUCAGACUGCAUGGAUGUACAGGCUGGUCUUGCUCUGUACUGUUGGCUUAAGGUAAACACUUUUGUUUCAAGCAUGUUAAGUUUUAUAUCAUUGUAGUGCAUGCAUCUCGAGAUUUUGUAUACAAUGUUGCUUUUUUCAAUGUUGGGCUUCCAAAGUGAUUGUUAAUCAUUAUUUUGAAAUAAAUUUAUGUUGCAGCAAAA
Messenger RNA from Ruditapes philippinarum (Manila clam), 4669 nucleotides. RefSeq names its product costars family protein ABRACL-like. The coding region runs from base 153 to 392 and encodes 79 amino acids. NCBI's taxonomy places the organism in Eukaryota, Metazoa, Mollusca, Bivalvia, Venerida, Veneridae. The record is from RefSeq and is a predicted model, not a curated record. The transcript has 3 exons. Gene Ontology annotation, biological process: regulation of actin filament-based process.